ACCGGAAGUCUCCCGCGGCACUUCCGGCGCGCCCGCCCCUCCUGCCCGCCGCCGCCAAGAUGGCGGCGCCCGUGUCGCUGCAGGUGGAGUUCGGAGGUGGUGCAGAACUCUUAUUCGAUGGUGUCAAAAAGCAUCAGGUGACUUUGCCCUGUCAACCAGAGCCUUGGGAUAUCAGAAACCUGCUCAAGUGGAUCAAACAGAAUCUGUUGAAAGAGCGACCAGAGUUAUUUUUGCAAGGGGAAUCUGUGAGGCCAGGAAUUUUGGUGCUCAUCAACGAGGCAGACUGGGAACUAAUGGGUGAGCUGGAUUAUAAACUCCAGGACCAGGAUAAUGUGCUUUUCAUCUCAACACUGCAUGGCGGGUGAACUCCUGAAAAAAACAAGAGGAUGUAAAUCCAAAUCCCCGGGGAAAAAAAAAAAAAAAAAAAGAAACAAACAAAAAAAAAGCCUUAACCCACCCAAACCUCUCUUGAACUGCCUGUGUCCAGUCUCUGCGUUCACUUGUUCUAGACAUCCAAAUAAAGCUCCGCCGGCCUGCGGCCUUCUGUCCAUCACAA
Vidua chalybeata is the source of this 556-nucleotide messenger RNA. It is a transcript of the gene URM1, whose product is annotated as ubiquitin related modifier 1. Gene Ontology annotation, biological process: tRNA thio-modification; protein urmylation. Lineage: Eukaryota; Metazoa; Chordata; Aves; Passeriformes; Viduidae. Bases 60 to 365 code for a protein of 101 amino acids. The record is from RefSeq and is a predicted model, not a curated record. Gene Ontology annotation, molecular function: protein tag activity. Gene Ontology annotation, cellular component: nucleus; cytoplasm. The transcript is spliced from 5 exons.